Ricinus communis (castor bean) is the source of this 3851-nucleotide messenger RNA. Its product is annotated as disease resistance-like protein DSC1. Gene Ontology annotation, molecular function: protein binding; ADP binding. The record is from RefSeq and is a predicted model, not a curated record. Gene Ontology annotation, biological process: defense response; signal transduction. The transcript is spliced from 8 exons. NCBI's taxonomy places the organism in Eukaryota, Viridiplantae, Streptophyta, Magnoliopsida, Malpighiales, Euphorbiaceae. The coding region runs from base 64 to 3390 and encodes 1108 amino acids.
CACUGCGAAAACAGAAAAUAAUAUAAAAUAUCAGGAACAGUAAGAGUUGAUUUUGAAGCAAAAAUGGCAUCGGCGAUUCCGUCCUCCACUGCCCAACGGAUUAAGUAUGACGUCUUCCUCAGUUUCAGAGGUACAGACACUCGAAAUAGCUUUGUAAGCCAUCUCUAUGCGGCUCUAUGCCGAGAAAGAAUCAGUACUUUCCUUGAUAUUGGGUUGAAGAGACAAGAGGAAAUAACUGCAACUAUGCAUAAAUCAAUUGAAGCAUCAAGGACUUCGAUAGUCAUAUUCUCGAAAAACUACGGAGCUUCACCUUGGUGUUUGGAUGAACUGGUGAAGAUUUUAGAAUGCAGGAAAACGAUGGGGCAAAUUGUAUUACCAGUGUUUUAUGAAGUAGAUCCGCGCGAAGUGCGGAAACAGAGUGGGGCAUUUGGGGAAGCGUUCUCUAGACAUGUAAUUGAUUUUACAGACAAGGUUUCGCGUUGGAGGACUGCUUUGGCUGAAGCUGCCAAUUAUAGCGGAUGGGUUUUAGGGGAUACUCGGCCUGAAUCAUUAGUCAUCAAUGACAUUGUGAAUUAUAUUUUGAAGAGAUUGCAUCAGCUAUCAAGUAAUCUUGAUGGUUUAAUUGGAAUGGAUUCGCAUGUUAAGCAACUGGAAACAUUGUUGUGCCUGGGAUCAUUUGAUAAUCGAACUGUAGGAAUAUGGGGGAUGGGCGGUAUCGGUAAGACAACCAUUGCUCGAGUUAUUUUUAACAAAAUGAGUGGGAGCUUUGAAAAUCGCUGCUUUUUGGGAAAUAUCAGGGAAAAAAUAGGAAAAACUGGACUUCUUAAUCUGCAAAGAGAAUUUCUUUGUGAAAUUUCAGGAGGUGAAAAUAUCAGCGCAGAUACUGUAGAUGUGAUGUCUUCUUUUAUCAUAAAGAGGCUGAGGAAUAAAAAGGUUCUUGUUGUUCUUGACGAUGUGGAUAAUUUAAUGGAUUUAAGCUCUUUAACUGGAGGGCUUAAUUUGUUUGGACCUGGAAGUAGAAUCAUUGUAACAUCAAGGGAUAAGCAGGUCCUUCAAUAUUGUGGAGUGGACAGUAUAUAUGAGGUUAAAGGAUUAAACAACCAUGAAUCGCUGCAGCUCUUUUCUCACUAUGCUUUUGAACAGAGCUUGCCAACAGAAGCUUAUUGGAAUCUGUCAAAUAGGGUCCUACAAUAUGCUAAGGGGCUUCCACUGGCUCUUAAAAUUUGUGGUUCUCAUCUAUGCACCAGGAGCAUAGAACAAUGGGAAAGUAUAUUGCAUAGAUUGGAAAGUCCUCUUAACUCAGAGGUUCAGGAGGUGCUGCAAAUAAGUUAUUAUGGACUGGAUGACCUUGAUAAGGAUAUAUUUCUUGAUAUCGCUUGUUUCUUCAGGGGUCAAGGCAUAGAUCAUGUGAAAGAAAUCCUUUAUGACUCUGGCUUUUAUGCAGAUAUUGGAAUUGCUCGUCUCAUUGGUAAGUCUCUCAUAUCUAUUUCAGAUAAAAGGCUGGAAAUGCAUAAUUUGGUGCAAGAAAUGGGUUGGGAAAUUGUUCGCCAAGAAUCCAUUUAUGAGCCAGGCAGCCGUAGCAGGUUAUGGAACCAUGAGGAAAUCUAUCAUGUAUUGACCAGUAAUAAGGGGACUGGAGCAGUGAGAGGUAUAAACCUAGAUUUGUCGAAGAUACACAAGUUGUGCCUAAGCUCUGACUCAUUCACAAGGAUGGGGAAUCUUAAGUUUCUGAAAUUCUAUACUCCCUUUUCUAAAUACUGGGAAGAUGACAGCAAAUUGUAUGCUUUGGAAGGCCUUGCUUAUCUUCCUGCUAGUCUAAGACUGCUUCAUUGGGAUAGGUAUCCACUGAACUCCCUGCCAUCAAACUUUGAACCAAGGCAGCUUGUUGAACUUAUCUUGUGCCAUAGCAAACUUGAGCUGCUUUGGGAAGGAGCUAAGUGCCUUGAGAAUUUAAAGCGAAUCAACUUAGGUCACUCCAAAUACUUGGUGAAAAUACCAGACUGUUCACUGGCCCCAAAACUUGAGCAUAUAAUCCUUGAAGGCUGUUCAUCUUUAUCUGAAGUUCACUCUUCUAUUCAACAACUGAACAAGCUUACAGUCCUUAAUUUGAAAGACUGCGUUAAACUAAAGUCUCUUUCAAUCACAAUGGAUAUGACAUCUCUCGAGAUGCUUAAUCUCUCUGGCUGCUCAAGGCUCAAGAUACUCAGGGCAAUCUCACCUAAUAUAAAAAGUUUAUUGCUGAACGGGACUGCAAUUAGAGAACUUCCCCAAUCAAUUCAGUACAUCAGCAAACUUGAUUGUUUGAAUCUCAGUAAUUGCAAAAGGCUGAAUGCACUACCUUUUGGAAUUUGUAAAUUGAAAUCCCUUAAAACCCUUAGUCUCUCUGGAUGUUCAAAGCUGGAGAAUUUUCCUGAGAUUUUGGAGCCUAUGAAGAAGCUUGAGAUUCUUAGGUUGGAUGGAACAGCUAUUAGAGAGGUACCCAAGACUAGAGAAUUGGAUAAUCUUAAAAUCUUGUCAUUUAGCGACUGUAAUUUGUAUAAAAUCCCCAGCAGUUUUUCUCGGUUAUCCUCGUUAGAGCAUUUAGACCUUCGUGGAAAUAAUUUUUCUAACAUACCUGGGGACAUCAGGCAACUGUUUCAUCUGAAAUUACUUGACAUAAGUUCCUGCAGUAAUCUCCGUUCUUUGCCAGAGCUACCAUCGCAUAUAGAAUACGUAAAUGCACAUGAUUGUACAUCACUAGAAAGUGUAUCGAUUCCAUCAAGUUUCACAGUGUCAGAGUGGAACCGUCCUAUGUUCUUGUUUACAAAUUGCUUCAAACUGAAUUUGAGUGCCUUUCUGAACAGUCAAUUUAUAGACCUUCAGGAGUCUGGUCUUCUACCUUCUGCUGGUAUUUGUUUUCCUGGAAGUAAAAUCCCAGAGCAAAUUAGUCAUCAAAGUGCAGGGUCUUUAUUGACUGUUCAGCUUCCUGUGCAUUGGUCCAACAGCCAGUUUAGGGGAUUUGCACUGGCAGCUGUUAUUGGAUUCAAGGAUUGCCUUGAUAAUCAUGGUUUUCUUGUUAAAUGCACAAUCAAAUUAAGAGCCAUGCAUGGAGACAGUAUUUCUUUGCAACAGGAAUUCAUCAUUUUUCAUGGUCAUUCUGGCCAUUGGAAUAACUCCAGAAUUUUAGGGUCUGAUCAUGUCUUCCUGAGUUAUAAUCACCGUGUCAAUUUAAUGGAAUCUCAAGGAGAUGAUUGGCAGAAUAAAAGCUGUCAUACCACAGCCUCAUUUGACUUCUAUGCUGUGGACAGUAUGGGAAGGCCGUUGUGUGGUUCUGAAGUCAGAGAAUGUGGAUUCAGUUUACAACUUGCUGAAGAAGAGAAUGUGUGUGGUCCAAGUUGUUAUUACUAUUAGAAGCUGAUUGAUGCAGUUGCCAUGAAGAGUAUGGGAAGGCCGUUGCAUGGUUGUGAAGUCGGAGAUUGUGGAUUUAGUUACCUUGCUGAAACACAAGAAUGCAUGUCGUCCAAGUUGUUAUUACUAUUAGAAGCUGAUUGGUGCAGCUGCCAUGAAGAGGUGAGGAAGGAGAAAUUAAGUGACAGAAUUGCUGCCCUUUACCGGUUAUUUUCUCCGUUUGGGAAGGAAUAGAAGCAAUACUUGUACUGGUGUAACACAAUGGACAAUGGGAUGAAAAUAUAAACUUUGUUAAUUUCAAAGUUUGUAGCAUUCUGAUUUCAAGAAUUUCAAGCUUCUAUACUUUAGUGGAUAUUAUAUUAAAGCAAAUAUAAAGCAAAAGAGAUGUGAAUGAAGUGUAAAUUGAAUAUAAAGUGAAGGACGAAUAUCCAUUACUAGAAGUACAAAAUGAUUCAGAUCUGCAA